Molecule: messenger RNA, 482 nt
Organism: Drosophila albomicans
Lineage: Eukaryota; Metazoa; Arthropoda; Insecta; Diptera; Drosophilidae
Exons: 3
Coding region: 49-351 (100 amino acids)
Source: RefSeq, a predicted model, not a curated record
UUCAAAAAUCAGUUGCCCAUAACAUUUUGAGGAGAAGAAGUUAAAGCCAUGCGAAGUCAAGCUGCAAUUAACGAUUUAAGAAAUCAGCCAGGACAAAUCGAAGUUGCGAGUAGAAGUCACAACGCCAACGAUGGCGAAGCAGAAGCAUCCAAAUAUAACUUUAUGGUGGUAAUUGCCACUGUGACCUGGUUGUUGCUCACCUGUAUAAGUGUCUUCAUUUAUUGCUGCAAUUACUGGGAAAUGUGCAAAUCCCAGAGGAGAAGGGCAAGGAUAGUGCCGGAGGAAGACUUCGAAUUGGAACUGGAGCAACAGAGUAUGCUUCUCUCCCAGACUAACGAUGGCUGCUGCUGAGCGAUUGAGCUGAGCUGCAAUUGCAGUUAUACUUGAGGAUAGGGAUUAGCAGAAAAGUGAAGUGAGACUGGAAGGUCGCCAUCCGCUAGAUAUUUUACCAUGAGAACAAAGCGAAUAAGUAAAAAGUUUUU